Messenger RNA from Drosophila innubila, 1200 nucleotides. RefSeq lists its product as uncharacterized. Lineage: Eukaryota; Metazoa; Arthropoda; Insecta; Diptera; Drosophilidae. The record is from RefSeq and is a predicted model, not a curated record. Bases 18 to 485 code for a protein of 155 amino acids. The transcript has 2 exons.
GGCCCGGCAGCCAAACGAUGCGCAUCUUUGCCGAGUGCCUGCUCUUUGCAUUCUGCUUUAAGCAGCAUCAGGAUGAUGAGCAAACCUUUGCCGAUCAGUUGGAGCAGCAGGCAUCAAGUCAGGGCAUUGCUGUCAUCCAAAUCGAACAGCCCGAACCGGAAGAACAUAUGCAUCCCGAACUGAAAAUGCAACUGGAAUUGGAACUUGAUCGAGAGCUGACAAAAGGAACGCUGCGAAAGGAGAACAGAGAACAGACAAAUUCAACAGCGGUUAUUAUGCGCGGUUCUCAUUCACCAGCCCGUCUUGAGGAGAUUAGCAUCUGUGCGGAUGUGCAUCCAAGCAAACUGACUGUUGAUAUACCACGGCACGAGUCUAUGGCCAAAAAUGUGGCCAAUGAGCGUUAUUCGGGCGUGACCAUUAAAGAUGAAAUUGAAAUUUUUACAGAUGUUGAACUGGGCAACGGUGCGCAUUAUUUUAUAUUCUAAAAAGUGAACAUGAACCUAAGGUUUGAGUUGAAGUUGAAAGCUAAAGAAGUAGCAAGUGAAAAAUGAGUUGCAGUAGCAGGUGAUGGAUAAACUCAACAAAUCAUGGAUAUUUCUAUUCGCCAUCAAUCUGCCAGCUACCAACCAUUCAACCAUCCAUCUAUCCAGGCAACUGGGCAAACCGGGCAACCAGUCAACCUUUUGGCCAACUGUCAGCAUUUAGCCACGUUACGUUUUGUGUGUGUGCUUGUGUGAAAUAUCAGCAACGUAUUGCCUGUCAUCGCAUUUGCAUUUGCAAAUUGGUAACACAAUACGUUGACAUCAGCUUCCGCCCACAACCUGUCUCAGUACAUAUCCAUCAUCAUGAUAAUCAACAACAACAACAACAAUAACAACAACAUCAGCAGCAGGUUUAGCUUCAUUUUCUGAUUGAAUGACAAUCAGCCGCAGUAUUAAGCAUAAUUAUAAUAAUAACAAUUUUAAUACUAAUAAUAAUAGUAUAUAAUCAUAAUAAUAAUAAUUAUUGGUUCGUCUGCACCUGAAUUAACAUAAGCGCAUCGUUUUACAUCAAAUUAUAAAAUUAAUUAUUUGUGAAGCACUCACACAGCUGUUGCCAUAAGUACUCGUACUCGAUAUCCAUUUGAGCUCUUUAAUCUGGCAAAACAGUUGCCAGACAAAAUUCCAGAAAAAAAAAUAAAAGUUUAACAAAAUCGGUAAA